CAUAACUUACCAACCCAAUGCAUAAAAAUGACUGCCUCAUCUAAUAUGGAUGUUGAUUUGCAGGUAACGAAUCUUAUGGGUUCUCUAUCUGCUAGAACAGCAAAUCAAUAUAAAUCCUAUUAUACCAAAUAUAUAAAGUGGUGCCAUUCAAAAGGAUUCAUUCUAGACACCGAGGAUACCGAGUUUGUAUAUAAGCAUUUACCAGUGUCAUCGAAUUUAUUCCAUUGGUUUUUGAUGGAUGAUUUCAUUACAAAUACCGAUGCAGCGGAUAGUCAUUCAACAAUAGAGUCCUCAAAUUUAGAUCAUGAAAGUGUGAGUCUGAAGAUCGGUACUUUAAAAAAAAUAGUAUCAAGUUUGAAGUUUUUAGCUAAAAUUUGUUCUAUUCACAAAGAAGGAACCGAGGAUGUUCAUAUCGAUGAGAAAUAUUUAGAAUCAAUCAUUAGAUCUCAUACAUAUUGGUACAAUGAGCUUACUGCUUUCAAUAAUACUAUUAAUAUGACAAAUACCCACCCAGCAAUUUUGAAAGUUUCCAUAAAUCUAUGGAAUCCCCAGACAUUGAAUUUAUCUGAUAAAAUAUUCAAGACAGGUUUGGAAAAAUCAAGGUUUUUAGUAGAUUUCCAUUUCACUAAUUAUUUGCAUUUGAAUUACUCAAAAAGAUCAAUAAUAAAAUUAUUCCAGUUGAAUGGUAAUAAAGAGAAGAAUUGUAUCACCUUAGAUCAAUAUGAUGAAACCUCUAGGACGCAUAGCCCGUUACUUCUGUUACCUCAAAGUUGUCCAUUUUUAUGUCCCAUUACAUCGCUUGCCACAUAUUUAUAUCUCAGGUUUUAUGGUAUUAGAAAUGUUUAUAAAGGAGACGGAUUCCCAGAUUUAUCAAACACAAUUAAACAGUCAAAAAUGGAUUAUAGUAGUGUCACAAAACUUUCGGCGAACUUAAUUCAUUGGUUAGAUCUACCCUUAAUUAGAGGGAAAUCUCCAUUAGAUUACCCAAAGGAUGAGACUAUGAGCAAUUACUAUUCUAUUGUAUUUAGAUAUUGUCACCUUCCAUAUAAAAGGAGAGAAUACUUCCAAAAGACCAGAGUCGAAUUUCCAACCUGGACAGAUGAAGAGUUUAAUGAAUUCGAUAAUAUUUUAAAGGAAUCAAUGUCAACCGCAUAUAAGUAUAAGGUACCAUAUGACUUUGCCAAAAUAUUGAAUUUAAAGUCUCCAUUCAUUCCAUAUGAUAAUGUUGAUAACUCUUUAACAAAUGAAUCGAUGUUACCAGCAAGUUUAUUGGAUCAGCUAUUUCCAGAAAUUGAUCAGUACAAACGUCAUUCAAAUAUUUUAUCAAAAGAAGCUAAGAAUUUUUUGAAUUUAAUGGAAACUUUGAGAAAUGCCUUGCUAAAAAAUUUACCAUGGAUUUUCCAUUUCUUUCCACAUCAUGAUAUCUUCAAAGACUCAUUAUUUUCGAAUUCCGAUUUUCAAUCAUAUUUCCAAGAAGUUAUAGGCAAUUCGGUAAAACAAAAUCCCAUGAAUCAACUACCUUUUGAUAUAUUACCAGGUAUCAAUAAAUAUACAGAAAACGAUAUUUAUGACGUUCUUAUUGAACCACCUUUAAAAACAACUUCCAUAUCUAGUUCAACUUUGGUGAACUUACCUUCGAUUCAAUCAGGAAUUGCAUCAAAUUUAGAUACAUCGUCUAUAAUAUCUGAUGAGAUUAUGGGUCCUGCUUUUCAGUUUGUACAGUAUCAGACGGCAUCAAACUUCAAGUUAUUGUUGACAACAUUGUCAAAAGUCUUUAACAAAUUAGAUAUGAAAAAAUCGUCAAGGGAAUUUCUUAAUCAGCAAAUGAAUUCAUUAAGUAAUAUCCUAGUAGAAAAAAUUAAUAGCAGUAAACCAAGUGAUGUUAAAAAAAUUGAAUCAGGGAAUGACGAUGAAGAAAAUUUGAAAAUAGAAGAAUUGCAAUCAAAAGAAAAGGAACAUGCCAAACCAAAACCUAAGUUUGGAUUAUUAGAUUUAGAUUCAUCAUCAUCUGAAGAAUCAGAGGAAGAGUCUGAUAGGGAAGAUAUCAAUGAAGACAAUGAAGAUGAUGAAGAUCGAGAUAUGCAAGAGGAAUUGAAAUUUAUGGUUAAUGAAUUGGUAGGAGAAAAAGUUAGAGCUACAUUUAAAAUACAAAUGAGUGAAUAUGAAAAGAAAUUAAAAAUGUCAAUGGAGAAGCUUGUUGAAGAAAAAAUAUCACAAACAUUGAAAACUCAAACUUCAACUAUCGAGGGAACGAUUAAUGACAUUUUAGACAAGAGGAAGAGAGAUCAAGAUAGAAUUGAAAAAGAGGAGGAAGAAGAAAGAGAGAGAAAUAGAAUUAAGAAGGCUAGAUUAGAACCGGUUUCAGUUGAAUUGCCAGCUUUAGAAUCAAAUAAACAAAGGGAAGAAAAUUCACUUAAGUUUAUCAUCAACUCUGACAUUGACACUGUUGAAGGGGUGAUAUUAGAAUGGUUCACCCCUAAUGCAGAAUUCAAUAACGAGUCGAUACAUUCUAUGAACAAGAAGCAUGGGAAAGAAUGGAGAAUUCCCUUUAAAUCAUUAUAUAAGGAAAGGAAAAUUAUCAUUGAGUUUUAUAUUUUCCUAGUUAAUCAAAAGCAAGUUGAUAGAUAUAAAGCUGUUCAAAUAUGUGAAUCGCUUAGAACAAAAAAAGAUACCAAAGAUAAAUCAUUAUCGUCAUUAGCACAUUAUUUAAAGGAUAGCAAAGUUGCUAAUAAUAAUUCCUUUGAAGGAAUAUUAGAAACUUUAUCUUCCUAG
Vanderwaltozyma polyspora DSM 70294 is the source of this 2772-nucleotide messenger RNA. It is a transcript of the gene CBF2, whose product is annotated as Cbf2p. The annotation marks the transcript as partial. The record is from RefSeq and is a predicted model, not a curated record. Gene Ontology annotation, molecular function: DNA binding. The transcript has a single exon. NCBI's taxonomy places the organism in Eukaryota, Fungi, Ascomycota, Saccharomycetes, Saccharomycetales, Saccharomycetaceae.